Molecule: messenger RNA, 576 nt
Organism: Closterium sp. Naga37s-1
Lineage: Eukaryota; Viridiplantae; Streptophyta; Zygnematophyceae; Desmidiales; Closteriaceae
Source: the annotation of a GenBank genome assembly
AUGACCGGCGUGGGAAUCGCCAUACUCGUUGUUGCGUGCACCUAUAAGCCCGCGCCUCCCGUGAUCAAUAUUGAGAAGGUUGACCUUGUACGGCUAAAUUUCAACGGCACAGGCACCAACAGUGACCUGACCACUAGCCUUGGCGGGCUGGGAGCUACUAUCGGGGAUGCCCUCGGGAACCCGUUGGGGGGAGCGCUGGGGAAUCUCGGGAACGAUCUGGGGAGCCUGCUGGCUGAUCCGAGCAAUUUCACCCUCAAUAUGAACGCACUCAUUAAUGUUACAGCGAAUGUGUUGAAUCCCAACAAGUACGAUAUUCAAGUGAAGUACCUGGACCUGUUCAUCUCACUCUUCAACAUCAGCGUCACCAAUGUCUCGUUGGGCGAGUUCAGGUCUCCCAGCAACCAAAACAUCAGCCUCACAAUCCCCUUGAAAGUGGUCAACGUACCGUUGGUGUCUCUUGGGAAGGAUAGCGUCAUUGGCAACUCCCUCCUGGCUCAGAAGCUCAAGAUGAAGGAGUUGCAGAAGGCAAAGCCCAGUGGUGGGCCAUCUCCUCACCAUCCUACAAGGUUGGAGUAG